AUAAAUACGUAUCCACCACAAACGCCAAUCCCAAUUCAAACCCAUUUCAUCAAAAUUCCAAAAUACAACUCAACCUUCGUUAUUCAUUCAUUCAUCUUUCAGCUGCAAUUAUGGUGGGAGCAAUUCACAAGUAUGCUGUUGUGACGGGCGCAAACAAAGGGAUAGGAUUCGAGAUUUGCAAGCAAUUGGCGACUCAGGGGAACAUUACUGUGGUGUUGGCUGCUAGGGAUCACAAUAGGGGCCUCGAAGCUGUUGAGAAAUUGAAAGAAUUGGGCCAUGGCGGCGGUCAAGUAAUUUUCCAGCAGCUGGAUGUGACAGAUUCAGUCAGCGUCGCUGCCUUUGCUGAAUUCAUAAAAUCCAAAUUUGGGAAGCUCGAUAUCUUGGUGAACAACGCGGGAGUUUCUGGAGCCAACGUCGACGGCGAGGCUAUGAGAGCUGCUGCGUCUAUGGCGGAGGACCCUUCAAAGGUCAAUUGGAGUGAGAUCAUAGUUGAGACCUACGAAACAGCAGAAGCUGCCUUCCAAAUCAAUUAUUACGGAGCAAAGAGGACUACUGAGGCUCUUCUCCCUCUGCUGAAGCUUUCUCAGUCCCCAAGGAUUGUCAACAUGGCCUCUGUCAUGGCGAUGCUUCAGAAUGUAUCCCAUGAAUGGGCUAAAGGGGUCCUCAGCAAUGUGGAGAACCUGACAGAGGAAAAACUGGAUGAGGUAGCUAAUCAAUACCUCAAAGAUGUGAAAGAUGGGGUGGCAAAAGAGAAAGGGUGGCCUGCAAGUUCGGGUUCAUAUGUAAUCUCAAAGGCAGUCCUGACUGCCUACACAAGGCUUGUCGCCAAGAGGCACCCCAGCUGUAAGAUCAAUGCGGUGUGCCCUGGAUUCACUAAAACCGACAUGAACCACCACAGCGGCUUUCUGACGGUCGAACAAGGUGCAGAAAGCCCCGUGAGGCUGGCCUUGUUGGGUGAUGAUGGGCCUUCGGGACUGUUCUUCAAUAGAAAACAAGUGUCCCAAUUUUAAGGAAUUAAUUAAGCGGCAGCCACUAUGGUCAUAAGCUAAUUUCAGAAUUUGAUAAUUAUUACUAUUAUUAUUAUUUGCAGUGAUUGAUGUUGUGAUUUGUGUGCAAAAAUUUGCUUCCAAAUGAAUGUUGAUUGUAUUGAUUCUUUAAAUAUUAUUCCCUGUUACUUUUGAAAUGGACCUUUCGACUUUUGUACUAAAUUAAAAAAUAAUAAUAUUU
This is a messenger RNA of Andrographis paniculata, 1227 nucleotides long. RefSeq names its product (+)-neomenthol dehydrogenase-like. NCBI's taxonomy places the organism in Eukaryota, Viridiplantae, Streptophyta, Magnoliopsida, Lamiales, Acanthaceae. The record is from RefSeq and is a predicted model, not a curated record. The transcript is spliced from 3 exons. The coding region runs from base 111 to 1010 and encodes 299 amino acids. Gene Ontology annotation, cellular component: membrane. Gene Ontology annotation, molecular function: oxidoreductase activity, acting on the CH-OH group of donors, NAD or NADP as acceptor.